Messenger RNA from Aspergillus pseudonomiae, 984 nucleotides. Its product is annotated as Mg-dependent acid phosphatase. Gene Ontology annotation, molecular function: acid phosphatase activity. The record is from RefSeq and is a predicted model, not a curated record. Bases 250 to 915 code for a protein of 221 amino acids. The transcript has 2 exons. Lineage: Eukaryota; Fungi; Ascomycota; Eurotiomycetes; Eurotiales; Aspergillaceae.
AUAAGCUCACCUAACAACCGGUUUUGUGCCCCUAGAAAUCAAGAAACAGAGCCAAAACUAGGAAGGGAUUGGAAUCAAUGCAGGAUUGAAGUUAAAUCAAAUGCCUCAGGAUCCCCCGUCAACCCUCACACGUGACCCUUGGUAUUUAUGGCUAGUCGAACCACGGUUUGCAUUCGAAUUGGCUUACCUAGAAGCUCCUAAAAUCUAGAUUCUGCUCACAGGGUGCCCCCUUUCUUGCUCCAAUUAAUCAUGAACAUGAUGCGCGCCAAAAGAACCAACACACAGCCCUUAGAGGAUGCCUCUACUGCUCCCGCAACCUUCAACGAUGGUCUCCCCCUCCCAAAGCUGAUCGCCUUUGAUCUGGAUUACACUCUGUGGCCAUUCUGGGUGGAUACACAUGUCAGCGCCCCGAUUAAGCCACGGGAUAAUAAUUCCCGGUGUACUGACAGGUGGAAUGAGUCGUUCGCCUUCUACCCCGCGGUAUCAGCAAUCAUCUAUGCAUGCAAAACUCACUCAAUUCCGCUAGCUCUGGCUUCCCGGACCCAUACUCCCGACCUUGCUCGGGACAUGCUCAAGGCGCUUCACAUUAUUCCAACAUUUUCUGAUAACCCCGCAGCUAAGGCGAAAUCAGUCCGUGCCUUAGACUAUUUUACAUACGUUCAGAUUUUUCCGGCGAACAAGACACAGCACUUCUCGAAGAUUCACCAGGCUAGCGGAAUCAACUAUGAGGACAUGCUCUUCUUCGAUGAUGAGGCGCGCAAUCGGAACGUUGAGACAGAGCUUGGGGUCACAUUUUGUCUCGUUCGAGACGGCAUGACCAAAGAAGAGGUUGAUAGAGGUGUCUGGGCAUGGCGUAAAAGGAAUGGAAUCAAGCCUACCGCGCUAAAGGGGGAUAAUGGCGAGCUGGCGAAUUGAACAGACCUUUCGGAGAAUGAGCGUUGGCAUUGGCAUUGGUUUUCUUGACUACACUUUUUAUGAAGAUAC